Yarrowia lipolytica CLIB122 is the source of this 276-nucleotide messenger RNA. NCBI's taxonomy places the organism in Eukaryota, Fungi, Ascomycota, Dipodascomycetes, Dipodascales. The record is from RefSeq and is a predicted model, not a curated record.
AUGGAGGGAGUGUUAGUGAUUGAUCUUGCCAGCACCACUGCUACCAAUGUGUUUACUCCUAAAAAGGAUCAGAGGAAUCCUGACAUCGUUAUGGGGUUUGUCGACGACAAGUUUGUGGCCAAGUUCGUUGACAGCAAAACCAUGAAGAGAUACGAGCAGGAGAAGCUAUGGAAGACCAAGACCAUAGAAAGUGAGGGGAAUAGGUGCCGCGAUUAUUAUGAUAGCAUGAGGGUGCAUGUUUUCUACUCGCAGAAAAUAUCCUGUCAGCUGGUAUGA